Molecule: messenger RNA, 2443 nt
Organism: Pogonomyrmex barbatus (red harvester ant)
Lineage: Eukaryota; Metazoa; Arthropoda; Insecta; Hymenoptera; Formicidae
Gene: gbb
Product: glass bottom boat
Cellular component (GO): extracellular region
Molecular function (GO): cytokine activity; growth factor activity
Source: RefSeq, a predicted model, not a curated record
CGACUCCGGACGACGACUGGCAUGGACCAGACAAACAGACUGGCACUGGCAUCGCGAGAGUCGUCAGGAGUCGUUCGUGGUGACCCCAUGGUCACUCCACGGUUCACUGAGACAAGGAGCAUUGACGCUGGUUCUCUGGUUAUGCGACAAUAAUUGACAAACGUCGAAUAUACUUUGGAAGAUCUUGGAACUUCCAAUUUCGACGAACUCAAUCGUUUCUUAUCAUAUCCGAUUAGCGAUUUCAAGUCAAGUUUGCGAGUUUGUCAAGUUUGUCAUUUAUCGUGCUUCCGCAGUGAUAAAGUGUUUCGAAGUGCUGAGAUAUCGAAAUGUGUGUACUAAGAAAGUUUUAAAAAAACCAAAUUCAACAAAAAUCGGUAAAAUAAAGAUACUCGAGGCAGCGAAGUGAUUAAUUUCUUUUAUUUUUAAUAGAAAUUCAGAUUAAUAGUUACCGCGGAGGAGAUAUUGAUACCGAUACUUCGGUCGUGAGUGAAGAGAGAGAGAGAGAGAGAGGCUAUCGCGAGAAAAGGCAAGAAAUCAUAAUUGAAAGUUAGAUUUGAAAACUAGAAAUGGAGUUAAUAAAUUCGAGUCUUUAGCAACUGUCUUUAGCAAACUGUAAUGUACCGUAAGAACGUGAUCAACAGAACGCGUAGGGAAUCAUCAUCAGGGAAGACGCGAUGCACGACAAGUUUCUCCUCUCUCUCAGUGAAGUCGUUGAAUUCCGGCACAAUCGUAGCAGUAGCAUAGAAUUUUCGAUACGUGUCUGUAGGAAAGACGUGCGGGACAAUCAACCGAGUUGUUGGCACCAAGAUUUUCAUGGUACCAACGGGCGAAACGACGGGACGAGUCGCAACACGAGGUCACCAAGCCGUUAAGGACAUUCGAGGACGAAGAGCUCCGCCUGUGAUUGUGUGCGCGCGCGCGAGCGAUGUUCAUUCCUGACAACGAAACCGCAACGCGCGCAAUUGUCGCCGUGCCGGGCGUCGUUGAUCCAGAUCACCGUUCACCAGGAUUCGCAUCGAUCGAGAUCACCGUUAUUCAAGAAUCCCGAUCGUUGUCUCGCGGUGAUAAUCGGGAUAAUCUUUAGAUUUUCAACCGCUUAGGCCAUGAGUUCUUGAACAUCAAGCUACGUAGUUCGUAGUAGCAGCUCGGACAACUUUUAAUCUCGAAUCAUCUAUUCAAGAUACUCGAUCUAUGAUCUAUUAAGUCGUUCCAGAAGUCGUUUUUGUUGUAUAUAUUCGCCGCGAUAUUUGCUGCAAAGCGGAAGAACUGAAGAAUCACACAAGAAUUAAAUGUAAGAAGCGAACAAUCAAGGAACUUCUUUCUUUCACAGAUUAGGUAAAUGAACAGACGAAAGUGAAGAGAAGAAAAAAAAAAGAAUUUAUAAGACAGGGAGGAGGAGAAAAAUUGAAGAAUUCUGUUCAGCACGAACUGAAGUUUCUUGCAGAGCGAAAAAGAAAAGUCAAAAGGAAGAAGAGCAAGGAAUCAAAGAAGAAAAUAAGAAAAGGACAUUGAAAUUAAAAAAAAACAAUUUGUCUCUCUCUCUCUCUCUUUGAUAUCAUCAUGUCAGCCCGAAAGAUUGGAUGGCUGAUGCUUAUAGCCAUCCUCGGUGGUCCUAUCAGUAACGCCGAAAGGCUAAGCGGUUUAUAUGUAGACAACGGUUUUGACCAGACGGUAAUCCAUCGAGUGAUCAACAAUCGUGAGAAACGCGAAGUGGAGUAUGAAAUCUUGGAUUUGUUGGGACUCCCUGAUCGUCCGCGAAACACCAUCCACAGGCCCCCUCAAGUCAAGAGGUCGGCGCCCAAGUUUCUGUUGGACAUCUACAAGAAUACCCUUGACGGGGGGGACAAGGAAGAGAAAUCAGCGAUGCGUUAUCACAAGGCCGGAGAAUUUGAUCUCAGCGGGCAGGAUCUGAAAGCGAUCGAUCAAAGCGAUGUCAUCAUAACUUUCGCAGCCCACAAUCAUCACGUUGCCGGGGUGAGACACGAGCGUGGGAAGAGGCUCUGGUUCGAUGUGUCCGAGAUACCACCUGAAGAAUACAUAAUCGGCGCUGAGCUUAGGCUGUAUCAAAGUACACAUGUGAAAAAUCGAAAGAAUCAUGGCUCCCACACGAUCACGGUGUAUCAAGUGUUGAAGAUCGAAAACGGCACUCGAGAAUUACAGUAUAUCGAUGCCGUGAAUGUUACGAGCAGCAAGGAGGGCUGGUUGACAUUGAACAUCAGCGAGGCUCUUGAUCACUGGGUGAACAACCCGGACGGAAAUCGAGGGCUGUAUCUCUCUGUGCAUUCUGCUGAUCGUUCAGUUAGCAUUCGAGAUACAUCAUCCGCGAUAGCGUCGUCUUGUCUUCCCACACUGAUGAGAUACAUUUACGAAUACGAGAUGUGCUCGCGUCGAAUUCAAGAGGCCAGCAAUCUCGAGGAAAGGAUAAGAGAGGAAAGGAUAUAAA